GCGCCAAGCCGGCAAGAGUCCAGCAGCCGUCUGGAGUGAGCAAUCGGCAGAGCCACCAAGCCGCGGCACUGGGCCUCGCGUUUCAACUUCUGUUCAGUUCUCCUGUAAUGGAAAAUUGCUUUGUACAAAGCUAGAGUGUUACAGUUCUUUCCAGCGCCCGUCCCCCGCCCCACCCCGCCCCUCGGCAGCCUUCUGAUCAGAGGGACAGCGCCCGCAGGAAGGUGGAAGGAGGGUAGUCACGGCUUCUUACUAUGUCCCUUGCUUCAAGCCCUGGGCCUGGGUGGUUACUCUUUUCCUUUGGAAUGGGACUGGUAUCGGGGUCAAAGUGUCCAAAUAAUUGUGAGUGUCAAGCCCAAGAAGUGAUCUGCACAGGAUUAGAGUUAACCGAAUACCCCCCUGACAUACCUCUGGACACCCGGAGGCUGUUCCUGGAUGAUAACUGCAUCACUUUUUUGCCAGCGAUGACUCUAGGACUCCUCAGUGACCUUGUUUACUUGGACUGUCAAAAUAACCUGAUUCAAGAGGUGAUGGAUUAUACCUUCAUCGGGGUCUUCAAACUCAUCUACCUUAAUCUCAGCUACAACAACCUAACCUUGAUCUCCCCAUACAGUUUCUCCGUGCUCAGCAACCUGGUACAGCUGAACAUCUCCAACAAUCCUCACCUGUUAUCUCUUAAUAAGUACACCUUUGCCAACACCAGCUCUUUGAGGUACCUGGACCUCAGAAAUACCGGCUUGCAGACCUUGGACCAUGCUGCCUUCCACAACAUCCUAACACUUCAUACCGUGUAUCUGAGUGGAAACCCCUGGAAAUGCAACUGCUCUUUCUUGGACUUCACCAUCUUCUUAAUAGUGUCCGAUCUGGACCACCCAGAUGAUGCAAAUGCCACGUGCGUGGAGCCCACAGAGCUGGCAGGGUGGCCCAUCACACAGGUGGGGAACCCGCUCCGGUACAUGUGCAUCACACACCUGGACCGCCAAGACUACAUCUUUCUGCUGCUCAUCGGCUUCUGCAUCUUCUCCGCGGGCACUGUGGCCGCCUGGCUCACAGGCGUGUGUGCCGUGCUCUACCAGAAUGCCCUCCGCAAGUCGAGCGAGGAUGAGGCUGAGGACGAGCACGGGCAGAGGGUGGAAGUCAGCAGGACGAUUUUUCCACAUAGUGCUGACUCAGGCCAUGAUGGGUUCCCUCAGCUGAUUUAGUUGUCAGAGAACACUCUCUGUUACAUUUUUCUCAGGCCCCCUGCCUCCUCUCUCGCCCUCCCCUUCCUACUCCCUCAGUGCUGUCUUGGAUAUUGAAACCUAUUAGUAAAAUAAAUAAAAUGUUUGGUGGCCAUUACACAGGUUGGUCCUUUUCCUCUCAACCAGCCUAAGGGCAUGUCCUUGAGUCCAGCAGGAUGACGUAGAACAGAGUCUAGAAAAGUCUAGAAAAGCUAUUGGAUUCAUCUAAAUGCUGAGGAAGCCCACCCCAAAAGCAGGCCAACUCAUAUUUAAUGAGCACCAACUAUGCCCCUAAGCUAAGUGCUGGAGGGAGGGAUACGAGAAAUACAAGAUUUAAGAUCUGUCCUCAGCAAACAGCAAACAAUUUGGGGGAAAGUCAAGAUUAAUAUGAAUCAAAUGGAAAAAAAUACCAGGCACAAUGACAAGAACUGACAUUAAUGGAAUAUGUCCAUGGGCCAUCUUUAUAUCCAUCUCAUAAUUAUCACAACAAUCCUAUAACAUUGUCACAACAAUCCUAUAACAUUGAUAUUACUUCUUAGUGAAAAAUUGAGGCCUGCACAGGUUAAACAAGUGACCGAGGUCACCCAACCGGUCGGCAGCACAGCCUCCCAAAGUCCACAUUUUUUCCUUUACACAGAGCUGCAUCCUUAGGAAAUGUGUGGCAACAUAACCAGCUCAUCAAGUUUGGACAAAACAAAGGAGUGAGGCAUGCAGAGGUGGCCCACUGACUGAGGCCUUACCAAGAACCCAGCCUCAGACCCAGCUUGAUACAUGUUUCUUCGCCCAGUCAACACUCACAACAACCAGGUCAGGUGGUCGUUGUUCCCUUCAUUUUUCUGAAGCUCAGAGAAGCUAAGGAACCAGCUCAAGAUCACACAGUUGAUAAGCAGCAGAGCAAUUGCUGGACACCAUGCUGCCUGCCCCCAAAUCCUGUGCCCUGUGUACUAUGUGCUGCUGUCUUCCAUGGGGUACUACAGGGAAUAGCCAAGUAUACACCAGUGGGGUCCAGCUCUCAGGGCGGCUCAGAAGAAGGGAAAGGGAGCAGAGGACAGGGGUGAGUCAACCCAGGCCCAAAGGCCAUUCCAGGC
This is a messenger RNA of Equus caballus (horse), 2305 nucleotides long. It is a transcript of the gene LRRC52, whose product is annotated as leucine rich repeat containing 52. Lineage: Eukaryota; Metazoa; Chordata; Mammalia; Perissodactyla; Equidae. Gene Ontology annotation, molecular function: voltage-gated potassium channel activity; potassium channel activator activity; transmembrane transporter binding. Gene Ontology annotation, cellular component: voltage-gated potassium channel complex. The record is from RefSeq and is a predicted model, not a curated record.